UGAAAAGGGCAGGGAAGAAAAUUACUGAGGCAAAACCGUGGGGUUCGUCCCCAAAGAUUGACGUAGGGAGUGUCUUUAAUAACAAAGUCCAAAGGGUCUUUCCGAGGAAGUGUCAGUUCCAGAAUGCGUUAAGCUCCGGGGAAAAAGCACCAAGUUUUGUCUUUGCAAGGAUCUAAUUCUCGGGUCAAUGAAUUUAAUACUGGGAUGUAGUAAUGAGGUGGCUUGUUUCGUGGAUUCUAAUAGCCGCCAGCAUUCAUCAGGCUACUUGCCAGAAUUCCACCACCAUGCCACCCGCUCCCACCACCGCGGAGCCAUAUAACCGCACGCAGUACUGCAAGUGGCCCUGCAAGUGCCCCAAGAGCGCCCCCCACUGUCCACCGGGGGUCAGCCUGCUGAUGGACGGCUGCGACUGCUGCAGGACCUGCGCCAAGCAGGUGGGUGAGACGUGCAACGAGGCGGACGUGUGCGACCACCACAAAGGCCUGUACUGUGACUACAGCGCGGACAAGCCGAGGUACGAGAAAGGAGUGUGUGCAUAUCUGGUGGGCACAGGCUGCGAGCAUGACGGCGUGAUCUAUCGGAAUGGGCAGAGCUUCCAGCCCAGCUGCAAGUACCGCUGCCUGUGUGUGAACGGGGCCAUCGGCUGCGUGGCACUCUGCACCGACUCCCAGCCGCCCCUGGUGUGGUGUCCGUCGCCCAGGCGGGUCAAGCUGCGAGGCCACUGCUGCGAGCAGUGGAUCUGCGACGAGCCCAAGAAAGUACGGAAGACCGCUCCCAGACACGCUGUGGAAGUGUACCCAAGCGACAAUGAAGUCUGGCACAAGAACUGCGUGACCCAGACCACACCCUGGAGCCCCUGCUCCAAGACAUGCGGCCGUGGGCUGUCCACACGCAUCUCCAACGACAACAACCAGUGUGAGAUGGUGAAGGAGACGCGUUUGUGCAACCUACGCCCCUGCGACAUCGACAUCACCAAGCACAUCAAGCCAGGAAAGAAGUGUCUGAACAUUUACAGGGAGGAGCAGACCCAGAACCUCACCAUCUCGGGCUGUGUCAGCAAGAGGCCGUACCGGCCCAAGUACUGCGGCGUCUGCACCGACGAACGCUGCUGCAUCCCCUACAAGUCCCGCACCGUCCAGGUGGACUUCCAGUGCCCCAACGGAGACGUGCUCUCCUGGCAGGUGAUGUGGAUCAACGCCUGCUUCUGCAACCUCAGCUGCCGCAACCCCAACGACAUCUUCGCCGACCUGGAGCGCUAUUACGACUACCCUGAGAUCGUCAACUGACGUCAUCUGCAUCUUCCUCAGUACGUUAAGCCGACCCGAUGUUCAAUGU
Molecule: messenger RNA, 1335 nt
Organism: Megalops cyprinoides (Indo-Pacific tarpon)
Lineage: Eukaryota; Metazoa; Chordata; Actinopteri; Elopiformes; Megalopidae
Gene: ccn4b
Product: cellular communication network factor 4b
Exons: 5
Coding region: 213-1286 (357 amino acids)
Biological process (GO): signal transduction; cell adhesion
Cellular component (GO): extracellular matrix; extracellular region
Molecular function (GO): integrin binding; heparin binding
Source: RefSeq, a predicted model, not a curated record